GGGACCAUGAAGGACCGGUUGGAGCAGCUCAAGGCGAAGCAGGAUGCGGACGAUGACACGGAGGAGCUGGAGAUCGCAGUGGACAACACAGCGUUCAUGGACGAGUUCUUCUCGGAGAUCGAGGAGACCCGGCAGAACAUCGACAGGAUCUCGGAGAACGUGGAGGAGGCCAAGAAGCUCUACAGCAUCAUCCUGUCAGCACCCAUCCCCGAGCAGAAGACCAAAGAUGACCUGGAGCAGCUGACAGCAGACAUCAAGAAAAUGGCCAACAGCGUCCGCAACAAACUCAAGAGUAUGGAGCGCAGCAUCGAGCAGGAUGAGGUGCGCUCCUCCGCUGACCUGCGCAUCCGCAAGUCCCAGCACUCGGUGCUGUCCCGCAAGUUCGUGGAUGUGAUGACCAAGUACAAUGAGGCGCAGGUGGACUUCCGGGAGCGCAGCAAGGGCCGGAUCCAGCGGCAGCUCGAGAUCACCGGUAAGAACACGACGGACGAGGAGCUGGAGGAGAUGCUGGAGAGCGGGAACCCGUCCAUCUUCACGGCGGGGAUCAUGGACUCGCAGAUGUCGAAGCAGGCGCUGAGCGAGAUCGAGGGGCGGCACAAGGACAUCGUGCGCCUGGAGAGCAGCAUCAAGGAGCUGCACGACAUGUUCGUGGACAUCGCCAUGCUGGUGGAGAACCAGGGCUCCAUGAUCGACCGCAUCGAGAGCAACAUGGACCAGUCCGUGGGCUUCGUGGAGCGCGCCGUGGCCGACACCAAGAAGGCCGUGAAGUACCAGAGCGAGGCCCGGAGGAAGAAGAUCCUCAUCAUGCUCUGCUGCAUCAUCCUCGCCGUUAUCCUGGCCUCCAGCAUCGGCAGCAUCUUCGCCUGAGCCCAUCCCGCUGCCCCCAGGUGAUGGAGCCCACACCGG
This is a messenger RNA of Pezoporus flaviventris, 906 nucleotides long. RefSeq names its product syntaxin 3 (gene STX3). Gene Ontology annotation, cellular component: presynaptic active zone membrane; synaptic vesicle; SNARE complex. Gene Ontology annotation, molecular function: SNARE binding; SNAP receptor activity. The transcript has 10 exons. The record is from RefSeq and is a predicted model, not a curated record. Gene Ontology annotation, biological process: synaptic vesicle fusion to presynaptic active zone membrane; exocytic insertion of neurotransmitter receptor to postsynaptic membrane; intracellular protein transport. Lineage: Eukaryota; Metazoa; Chordata; Aves; Psittaciformes; Psittacidae. The coding region runs from base 7 to 867 and encodes 286 amino acids.